AUGGAUGGAAACAAGCCGAGGAAGCGCAGUUUGACGACCUUCCCGAUUUUGAAAGCAAGGAAGAAGCAAAGUUUUACCUCUGUGAAGGUUGAGAGUAAGCCUUUGGUUCAAGUCCAGAAGCCAUCCUCCAAGAUCAAGAAGCUAAGAAUGACCCGGUGUUCACAUAAGAGUACAAACACCAACAUCACCGCACUCCCUUUUGUAGACACAAAGGGGAAGAACACAAUUAACUUCCCACACAUUGGCAACAAAGCCCAAUCAAAGCCAUCCACGCUGUAUCAGGAAAAUCAUAUUCACAAUCAAGCGCUCUCCUCUGAGGUCAAGACUUCAGAAAUACCUUUCAACUUUAACCCUAAAGCCCAAGACACCAAGCCACAUCCCGAACUACCAAAGAAACACAAGGUCCCUCUUACAGCAGCAGAGGCCCUAAAGUUUUUUAAGAAUCAGCUGUCCCCUUAUGAGCAAAGUGAAAUCCUGGGCUACUCAGAGCUGUGGUACCUGGGGCUUGAAGCCAAGAAGCUAAAGGUGAUGCCUGAGAAGUUCAGCAAGACAAGUUUUGAUGAUGAUCACGGCUCCUACCUGAAGGUCCUGCAUGACCACAUUGCCUACCGAUAUGAGGUUCUGGACAUGAUUGGGAAAGGGUCCUUCGGACAGGUGGUCAAAUGCUUGGAUCACAAAAACAAUGAGUUGGUGGCCUUGAAAAUUAUCAGGAAUAAAAAGAGAUUUCAUCAUCAGGCUCUGGUGGAGCUGAAGAUCCUGGAAGCCCUCCGAAGGAAGGACAAAGACAACAGCCACAAUGUGGUCCACAUGAAGGACUUCUUCUACUUCCGGAAUCACCUCUGUAUCACCUUUGAACUCCUGGGAAUCAACUUGUAUGAGUUGAUGAAGAACAAUAGUUUUCAAGGCUUCAGCCUGUCCAUAGUUCGGCGCUUCACCCUUUCUGUUUUGAAGUGCCUACAAAUGCUUUAUGUGGAGAAAAUCAUCCACUGUGAUCUCAAGCCGGAAAACAUUGUGUUAUACCAGCGGGGCCAAGUCACUGUUAAAGUCAUUGACUUUGGAUCAAGCUGUUAUGAACACCAGAAAGUGUAUACGUACAUCCAAAGCCGGUUCUACCGAUCCCCCGAGGUGAUUCUGGGCCACCCCUACAACAUGGCCAUUGAUAUGUGGAGCCUGGGCUGCAUCAUGGCGGAGCUGUACACAGGAUAUCCACUGUUCCCUGGGGAGAAUGAGGUCGAGCAGCUGGCUUGCAUCAUGGAGGUGCUGGGUCUGCCACCUGCCCACCUCAUCCAGACGGCCUCCAGGAGACAGAUAUUCUUUGAUUCCAAAGGUCUUCCCAAAAACAUAACCAACAACAGGGGAGAGAAAAGAUACCCAGAUUCCAAGGAUCUCACGAUGGUGCUGAAAACCUACGACACCAGCUUCCUAGACUUUCUCAGAAGAUGCUUGGUAUGGGAGCCUUCUCUCCGCAUGACCCCCGACCAGGCCCUCAAGCAUGCCUGGAUUCACGAGUCACGGAAACUCAAAACCCGGCCCAGGCCGCAGAUCCUAAGGAAGUCCAGUGUCUGUACUUCUUCUGAGAUGAGCAAGGACAAGGUUGAAGAGCAUCAGUCCAGCAAAAGCAAAACAGAAGAGACCACCAAAGAAACUACAGACAAACUGAAAGAUGAUCCUGAGAAGCACAGUCAGAAUUCAGGCAAACGGCAGAGCUCUCUCCAGCACACAGCUGACACAGUCCAGCUGCCUCAUCUAGCAGAAGCUUCUGGAAAGCCAGAGACUGUUUCUGGGUCAGAGGUGUCCACAGAACAACAAUGCACCUCCUCCCCUAAGAGCACUAACAUUUUGCCACCCAUCAUGUGACCCUUGUGGAGGGUGCAUCCUGUUCCUUCCCACCAGCGAUUUGUAUUAGAGAAGGCACUUCGAUUAUACAAUACUUCACAUUGCUUUUUUAAUGCAUAAAGGUUUGUAAGAAAAAUCAAACUCUAUUCACAUGGUGAGUUGGCAUGAUUCCUCCAGUGAAGGUUGACGGGGGCCGGGGGAAGGAAGGUGCUUUACCUGAACUUACUUUUUAAGGUAUGUGUAUGUUUGUGUAGGGGGUACUGUCAGAUGCUACAGCCUCAUUCAUGGAACUCCAAAUAAAAUCAGAUCUUUUCUUGUUUGUGACUGUCAAUCAGUGUUAAUCAGGAUUCUCUUGUUUUGUUUUGUUCAUGUGCUUGUAUAUGUGUGUGCAGGUGCAUAUGGAGGCUAGAGAAUAACCUCGGGUGUCAUUCUCCUUGCUGUCCACGUGGUUUCCUGAGGCAAUCUCUCAUUGGCCUGAAACUUGCCAAGUAGGUCGGACUGGCUGGCCACUGAGCAGGGAUCUGUCUCCACCUCUCCAAGGCUGGGAUUACAAGUGUUCUCCACCAUGCCACCCUUUUUAAGAUUUAUGUGUGUGUGUGUGUGUGUGUGUAAACAUGGGUGAGCAGGUGCUCAAGGAGUGUGUGUGUGUGUGUGUGUGUGUGUGUGUGUGUGUGUAAACAUGGGUGAGCAGGUGCUCAAGGAGUCCAGUAUUGGGCAUCAGAUCCUCUGGAGCUGGAGUUGCAUGUGGUUGUGACCUGCCUGAUGUGGGUGCUGGGAACUGAACUCUGGUCCUCUUGAAGAACGAGCAUGCGCUCUAUCACUUAGCCAUCUCUGUAGCUCCAUGUCUGGUCUUUUUUCAUUGGUCCUGGGUAUCAAACUCAGGUCCUUAUGCUUAUGUGGCAAACAUUUUACCAACUGACCUAGGUCCUCAGCCUGGUGUUCUUGUUUGAAAAUGCUGGCUGCUGUCAUACCAGUUUAUUGAUUUGUACAGUUAAGGAACAGUUCGGAUUCAUCUAUUAGCCUUGCCUCUUGCCUCCCUCUACUUCUCCCCCUCUGUAACUAGCUUUGUUCCGAUGACAGGCUCAGCCUGGAAGUUAAGGGAUUACACACAUCCUCUCCAAAGUGCAGUCUUGGGGUUGGCGAUACCGCUCAGGCGGUAGAGUGAUUGCCACAUAAGCAGGGGGGCUUGAAUGUGGUCCUUAGUGCCCAAGUGAAAAGCUGGCUGCAGUGGUGUUUCGAGUGGCUGGAACUCAGUCAGCUCUGGGCGAGGUAGGCUACUUCAGAGCCCACCUCACUACAAAAAACAUUAGCCGCAUCCUCUAAAAUAAAUCAAUAAACAAAUGUAAAAAAAAAAAAAAGUCUGGGCUAGCAAGAUGGCUCAGUGGGUAAAAGUGAUGGCUGCCAAACUUAAUGAAUAGUCGGAGUUUCUGUCUUGCCAGGAGUAAGAGCCCCAGACCUCACAUGGUGGAAGAAGAGAACUGAUUCUCUCAAGUUGUCCUCUGACCUCCACACCCGCGCUGUGGUAGGCACGUCUUGCCCCCAAAUAAAUGCAUAAAUAAAUGUAGUUUAGAUUGGAACUGGUAGGCAUGUCUUGCCCCCAAAUAAAUGCAUGAAUAAAUGUAGUUUAGACUGGAACUGGAUAUGGGGCAGAGGAUCACUUUAAGCUACUGAACAUACUGUCUCCACUGCCCAGGCGCAAGCAUUGCAGCCUGAACUACCACACUCUACUGAGAACUCAGCCUCAGACCAGUGCUUUCUUUUAUGCCACUGGGGUGAAACCUAGGGUCACGAUGGCUACGUCUGCCACACCUAUAGUCCCUGGGGCUGUUUCAGCUCUACCUUGAACUGUGGGUACAGUUGGAGGUGGGCAGUGGUUCCACAGCUGUGCAGACCACAUGAGGUGUGGGAGCCCGUUCUCGGGUUCCUCGUGGCUUUACCCAGCAGGUCCACAUAGAGGAUGAUUAGGACCACGGGCCUGAGUGCAGGUGUCUGAGAUGGUCUGCACUUGGCUGUGCUGGGGGAGGAGGUCUUUUGCUCCACCCCUUGGCGUCUCUAUAAAAACCCUGGGGCAGAGAC
Molecule: messenger RNA, 3912 nt
Organism: Peromyscus californicus insignis
Lineage: Eukaryota; Metazoa; Chordata; Mammalia; Rodentia; Cricetidae
Gene: Dyrk4
Product: dual specificity tyrosine phosphorylation regulated kinase 4
Exons: 14
Coding region: 1-1857 (618 amino acids)
Biological process (GO): peptidyl-threonine phosphorylation; peptidyl-serine phosphorylation
Cellular component (GO): nucleus
Molecular function (GO): protein serine/threonine/tyrosine kinase activity; protein serine/threonine kinase activity; ATP binding
Source: RefSeq, a predicted model, not a curated record